This is a messenger RNA of Drosophila erecta, 1014 nucleotides long. RefSeq names its product protein takeout (gene Jhbp2). The transcript is spliced from 7 exons. The coding region runs from base 195 to 944 and encodes 249 amino acids. The record is from RefSeq and is a predicted model, not a curated record. NCBI's taxonomy places the organism in Eukaryota, Metazoa, Arthropoda, Insecta, Diptera, Drosophilidae.
AGGCAGCAGUCGGAUUCUUUAUUCAAGAACAAACAGUGAACUGGUUGGGGACUGGGCGCUUGACCCACUUCCACCCGGAAGCCAAAGAGAAGAAUUUCGGCACUAAAGUGAAACCCAACCAGAGCCCGCACUUCUUUGAAUUCUAUCCCGACUUUUUCACUUUCCCUCGUAAAGAGCGCGUGACGAACCGAAAAAUGUGCGGAAAUAUUGGCUUCAUUGUGCUCGUCGCCGUGUUGGGCGCCACUUUUGGCCAGGAGCAGCCCUACUACCUGCAACAAUGCCCCCGGGACGAGGCCCAGAUCAACGACUGCCUUCGGGAUAGUGGCAACAAGCUGGUGAGCUACCUGCAGAAGGGAGUUCCGGAGCUGGACAUCCAUGAGAUCGAGCCCGUGAUGAUUGAUGAAAUCGGCAUUGUUCUGGGCAGUGGUCCAGAUGGCUACCGCGCACUUUUCCGGAACAUUCAGGCCUACGGUGUGAGCAACAUUACGGUGACCAACAUCCGCUCCGACUUGGACUCGCUGCAGUUCCAGCUGACGUGCGAAAUACCCCGCAUUCGCGUCAAGGCGCAGUACCGGUCCACAGGUGUUCUGAUCUUGGUGAAGGCCUCCGGAGCCGGCGACUACUGGGGGGAGUACGAGGGAGUGAAGGCCAAGAUCUACUUCAAGGCGGUGGCCAAUGAGGGUCCCGACGGCCGCACCUACCUGACGACGGACUCCGUGAAGAUGGACUUCAACGUGAAGGAGAUCCAAAUGGGCGUGGACAACAUCGCCAAUGGCAACUCGGUGAUACAGGCUGCUCUCAACCUGUUCAUCAACUCCAACUCCCAGGAGCUGCUCAAGGAAAUGAAGCCGGCGCUCAGGACCAAACUUACUCUGGUCAUCCGCAACUUCAUGGAUCGCAUUUUCGCGAAGAUCCCACUGGACGAGUGGAUCAACCUAAAUUAGAAUGUAGUUUCCCUAGUCUAAGUCCUAAUUUAUUGCACACAAUUCCGCGAAAUAUAACAAGUAAAGAUGA